This is a messenger RNA of Amaranthus tricolor (Joseph's coat), 477 nucleotides long. RefSeq lists its product as uncharacterized. The record is from RefSeq and is a predicted model, not a curated record. NCBI's taxonomy places the organism in Eukaryota, Viridiplantae, Streptophyta, Magnoliopsida, Caryophyllales, Amaranthaceae. Bases 1 to 477 code for a protein of 158 amino acids. The transcript is spliced from 2 exons.
AUGUCGAGUAGCAAGAGGAUUAUAGACAGGCGUAGCAGGAGUGUUACAUUAGGGGUGUCGACGGGAAAACCAAAGGUGUACAAAGAGUCGUGGUGGUGGAACGAAGAAGUGCAAAAGAAGAUAAAGGAAAAAAACAGAAGAUUCAAGGAGCUCAAAGCUUCUACGGAAGAGGAGGAUAGGACACAUAAGAAGGAGAGGUAUAAAGAAGCAAAACGGGGGGCAAAGAAAGCAGUAGCGGAGGCAAAAGAUCGCGCUUUUGAAGCCUUUUAUCAAAAGCUUGAUACUAAAGAGGGGGAGAAGUAUAUUUUUAUGUUGGAAAAAGCAAGAUCUAGGCAGAAGAAGGACUUAGUGACAGUGAAGUUCAUUAAAGAUGAAAGUGGACGAGUACUCCUUAGACAAGAGGACAUCAAAAUGAGAUGGCAUCAAUAUUUUAUCCAACUGCUCAAUGAGACUAGGGGUCCAAAGGAGGAAAUUUGA